This is a messenger RNA of Paramisgurnus dabryanus, 966 nucleotides long. RefSeq names its product olfactory receptor 52E8-like. NCBI's taxonomy places the organism in Eukaryota, Metazoa, Chordata, Actinopteri, Cypriniformes, Cobitidae. Gene Ontology annotation, molecular function: G protein-coupled receptor activity; olfactory receptor activity; odorant binding. Gene Ontology annotation, cellular component: membrane. The record is from RefSeq and is a predicted model, not a curated record. Gene Ontology annotation, biological process: detection of chemical stimulus involved in sensory perception of smell; G protein-coupled receptor signaling pathway.
AUGCAAACGCAGAGCAUGAUAGAGCCAUCGCUGGAUAAUAUUUCCAGUGUUUUUGAAUUUAGACUCUCCGGACUGAAUGAAACAAUGGAAAACAGAUAUGUGUUUUUCUCUUUGACUGCACUGUAUUAUCCCAUAAUGAUUUUGUGUAAUGUAGUUAUAAUUUUUACUGUCUUCUCAUAUGAGACGCUUCAUGAGCCAAUGUACAUAUUUCUGUGUAAUUUAUGUAUGAAUGCACUUUAUGGCACAGCUGGAUUCUACCCUAAAUUCAUGUAUGAUUUAUUAUCUCAAUAUCACGUAAUUUCCUAUGCUGGUUGCCUGAUCCAGAUAUUUGUCAUUUAUUCAUCUGUCUUAUGUGACUUUUCAACAUUAACAGUGAUGGCUUAUGACAGGUAUGUGGCAAUAUGUAGACCACUGGAGUAUCAUUCAAAAAUGACUAAGGAAAGGGUUCUUCAAUGUAUCUUGUUUUGCUGGGUGGCUCCAUUUUUUUGCCUGUCUGUUCUUAUUGCAUUAUUGUCAAGACUCACUCUUUGUGGCUCUAGUAUUGACAAGUUGUAUUGUGAAAUUUGGGGAGUUGCAAAACUUUCUUGUUUUUCUAAUACGGUCAAUAAUGUGUUUGGGUACAUUGUAAUUCUUUUGUACUUUGGUCAUGCUGUAUUGAUAUUUUGCUCAUAUAUUCAUUUGAUUAGAAAGUGCAGGAGGUCAGUGGAGAUCAGAUACAAAUUCAUACAGACAUGUGUACCACAUAUGCUUGCAUUGAUCAAUGUGACUGUUGCAUUUCUGUUCGAUGUACUUUACAGCCGCUAUGGCUCAAGAAGUUUGCCACAAAGUCUUCGUAACUUCAUGGCCAUGGAAUUCCUCCUCAUACCCCCUAUUUUAAAUCCCCUGAUUUAUGGACUAAAUCUCACAACAAUACGCAAACAAGUUAUUAGACUGUUUUUCAAGAAACAAGUGCAAACUUUUGAGUAA